UUCAGAGAGCCACUCGGGCGGGCGGAGUGUCUCGUGAUAAGUGCUAGUUCUCGCGGGAACUGCAUUCAAAAAGCUCUGGCGCUUUCCCGAGACUCACGGAAUGAAUGAGAGGAUGUUUCCUUGGUGAGUAGGAUAAAAAUAGGUAAAGAAUAUGGAGGCAGAUGUAAUUGCAGAUCUUCGAAGCAAGCUUAAAGAGGUUGAAAAAGAACGACUAACAGCUGCACAGUAUGGUUUACAACUGCUAGAGAGCCAGAACGAGCUGCAGAAUCAAUUGGAUAAAUACCGUAAUGAAAUGAUGACCUUGACCGAGAAUUACGAACAAGAAAAAUACACUCUUCAGAGAGAGGUUGAACUCAAGAGUCGAAUGUUAGAAAGUUUGACCUGUGAAUGUGAAGCUAUUAAACAACAGCAGAAAGUGCAGCUGGAACAAUUAGAAGAGCAAUUGAGUAGAAGCCAUGGACAAGAAAUGAAUGAACUAAAAAAUAAGUUAGAAAAACUGAAAGCGGAGUUAGAUGAAGCUAGGCUUAGUGAAAAGCAAUUGAAGCACAAAGUAGAUCACCAGAAGGAACUCCUGGCUCAUAAAUCAGAGGAAAUACGGAUAAUGUCUGAGCGUGUACAUGAAAGCAUGUCCUCGGAGAUGCUGGCUCUCCAGAUCGAGCUGACUGAAAUGGAAAGUCUGAAGACCACCCUCAAAGAAGAAGUGAAUGAACUACAGUACAGACAGGAGCAACUAGAAAGUCUUAGCAAUAACCUAAUGCGCCAGGUGGACCGGCUUAAAGGGGAGAAAGAAGAGCGGGAGAGAGAAGUAGUUUCUUACUAUAAUGCCUUAGAGAAAGCUCGUGUAGAAAAUCAAGAUCUUCAGGUGCAGUUGAAUCAGGCACUCCAGCAAGCCUUGGAUCCCAAUAGUAAAGGCAACUCUUUGUUUGCAGAGGUGGAAGAUCGAAGGGCAGCCAUGGAACGCCAGCUUAUAAGUAUGAAAGUCAAGUAUCAGUCGCUAAAGAAACAGAAUGCAUUUAAUAGAGAACAGAUGCAAAGAAUGAAGCUUCAGAUUUCCACGUUGCUACAGAUGAAAGGAUCUCAGACUGAAUUUGAGCAGCAGGAACGGUUGUUUGCCAUGUUGGAGCAGAAGAAUGGUGAAAUAAAACAUCUUUUAGGUGAAAUGAGAAAUCUGGAGAAAUUUAAGAAUUUAUAUGAAAGUAUGGAAUCUAAGGCUUCCAUGCCAAGCAGUUCUGGUGUUCAAGAAGACAGAACCUACUAUACAGAUUUACUUCAGCUAAAACUUGAUAACUUAAACAAAGAAAAUGAAAGCACCAAGGGUGAAUUGUCUAUACAGCGAAUGAAAGCAUUAUUUGAGAGCCAGCGAGCCCUUGAUAUUGAGAGAAAACUUUUUGCAAAUGAAAGAUGCCUACAGCUUUCAGAAAGUGAAAAUAUGAAACUAAGAGCUAAACUAGAUGAGUUAAAGCUGAAGUAUGAACUUGAAGAGAAAACUGAAGUGCCUGUACUCAAAAAGAGGCGUGAGGUGCUGCCUAUGGAUGUAACCAUCCCUAAAGAUGUGUGUUCCAACGAUACUGAUGGGGAAGGAGUUUCUAGAUUUCCACCUCAGAAAGAUGAGGCGCGGUCCUGUCCUAAUAAUUUAGAAGAUGCCAACUUGCAGUUAGAAAAACCAGUUUCUACAAACACACCCAUAGCCUCUUUCUCUCCUCACACAAACCUGCCCAUGGAAAUGCAGCUGAAGAAAGAAAAGAAAUGUGUGAAGCUCAUAGACGAGCCAGCUGAUGCUGAGGCCUUAAGUGAAAGAAGUGGAAAUACGCCCCACUCUCCCAGGUUAGCUGCUGAAGCAAAGCUUCAGACAGAAGCUCAAGAAGGGAAAGAAGCUGCAAGCAAACUGGAAAAGGAAUCUUGUAAGAAAUCACAUCCUAUUCUGUAUGUGUCCUCCAAAUCAACUCCAGAGACCCAGUGUCCUCAGCAGUAAAGACUUCUCUUUAGAAAAGUGAGCUACUACUUGCUUAGUGAAGAUUAUGAUUAUCUGAAGGACACCUCCUUGUGGAUUCCUGCCACCUACCCAUUCCUCCCAGUCCUGGUUUUUCAUGAUUCUUUGUCGAGUGCUGAAAAUUUGGUUGUGAUUCUAACCUGAAGAGACUCUUAAUUGAUGACCCUUUAUGCAGCUUCUGUGAGUCACGGUGAUGUUACAAUUCAUAUAAAUCUGUUGGCUGCAUUGUAUCUGAAUUUUUAAAGUCAUGUGAACGUUUAAUCUCCAUUCAAAGCUGUUUAUUUGAAAAGAAA
This is a messenger RNA of Fukomys damarensis (Damara mole-rat), 2283 nucleotides long. It is a transcript of the gene Spdl1, whose product is annotated as spindle apparatus coiled-coil protein 1. Gene Ontology annotation, biological process: mitotic metaphase chromosome alignment; protein localization to kinetochore; mitotic spindle assembly checkpoint signaling. Gene Ontology annotation, molecular function: kinetochore binding. Gene Ontology annotation, cellular component: spindle pole; outer kinetochore. Bases 152 to 1972 code for a protein of 606 amino acids. The record is from RefSeq and is a predicted model, not a curated record. NCBI's taxonomy places the organism in Eukaryota, Metazoa, Chordata, Mammalia, Rodentia, Bathyergidae. The transcript has 12 exons.